UUUGAGUCUGCUGGAGGCUCGUCGAGCAGCACCAGGAGGAGGAGGAGCAAGAGGACUUGAAAACUUCACUGCGUCCAGCUGGAGAAAUUUUCAUCCGGGGAGAUUUCUGCGUCUGUCGGAGCCGAGUCGGCACCUUUGUAGUCCAGCUGUGUCCGUCAGAGAGAGGGACCGGUCCGGUUCUCACCGCUGGAACCAUUUCCGGCGUCCAACAUGGAUGAUUUAGAUGCUUUGUUGGCGGACCUCGAGUCCACAACAUCCCACAUUUCCAAAUGCUCACUCUUCCUGCCUGACGAAGCCGCCUACUCCCUGCCUGUUGGGGGUCAGGACCAGAAAGACAUCUGCUCUCCGCCGGUGAGAAGUGUGAAUGGAGUAGAUGAUUCAGAGUCGUUCAGCUCAGCUCAGAAAAGUCAGUGGUCUAGAGAAAGCAGCAGUCCAAACCAACCCUGUGGAGAGGAGGACCACGUUUACAGUUUUCCUAACAAGCAGAAGACCAGCGAGUCGUCAUCAUCACCGGCUGCCAUGAACUCGUCACUGGGCAGCAACCUGUCUGAACUGGACCGCCUGCUGUUGGAGCUCAACGCUGUCCAGCAGAGCACCCCUGCCUUCCCCACAGAAGAAGUAGCUCCACCGCUGCCUGCAAGCAGCACCAUCCGCCACAUCCAGGAGAACGGGCUCUCUGCUCCCGGUAAAAUCCCUCCACCCACCCUGGAAAAGCCGAAGCAUGUCGUAGCAGCGCGACGAAUCCAGGAUGCACGACCGAGUGUGGAGAGCCUUCUGGAUGAGCUGGAAAGCUCUGUGCCCACGCCCAUUCCCACACCCUUGGUCGUCUCAGAUGAACCGAAUGAUGGACAAGCGGAGACCCUGUCUCAGCAACAAGCCAGAAUGUCUGCGUCCUCUGCCACACGAGAGCUGGAUGAACUCAUGGCUUCCCUGUCUGACUUCAAAGUCCAAAGCAAUAUCCAGUCACAGGGCAUCCAGUCAUCCAGUGCUCCUGCAAAACCAGCCAACAAGUUGGACAACAUGCUGGGAAAUCUGCAGUCUGACCUCAACAAACUCGGCGUCCAGACCAACGCUAAGGGGGUCUGCGGUGCCUGCAAGAAACCGAUUGCUGGACAGGUGGUGACUGCCAUGGGCAGAACGUGGCACCCGGAGCACUUUGUGUGUACCCACUGCCAGGAAGAGAUAGGCUCCAGGAACUUCUUUGAGCGUGACGGGCUGCCUUACUGCGAGAAAGACUACCACAACCUGUUCUCGCCGCGAUGCCACUACUGUAAUGGACCCAUACUGGAUAAAGUAGUGACAGCUCUGGACAAGACCUGGCAUCCAGAGCACUUCUUCUGCGCUCAGUGUGGAUCCUUUUUUGGCCCAGAAGGUUUCCAUGAAAAGGAUGGAAAGGCGUUCUGCAGAAAGGACUACUUUGACAUGUUUGCUCCUAAAUGUGGCGGUUGCACCAGGGCCAUCUUGGAGAACUACAUCUCUGCCCUCAACUCACUCUGGCACCCAGAGUGCUUCGUCUGCAGGGAGUGCUUCACGCCGUUCAUAAACGGCAGCUUCUUCGACCACGACGGCCAGCCGUACUGCGAGGCCCAUUACCACGAGCACCGCGGCUCCCUGUGCUCCGGCUGCCAGAAGCCCAUCACCGGCCGCUGCAUCACCGCCAUGGGCAAGAAGUUUCACCCGGAGCACUUUGUGUGCGCCUUCUGCCUCAAGCAGCUCAACAAGGGCACCUUCAAAGAGCAGAACGACAAGCCGUACUGCCACGGCUGCUUCGUCAAACUCUUCAGCUAGACCGCAUGCCGGCUGCGUGUGCAGUGAGCGUGAGAGCACGAAUGCACAAGGGGGAUUAAUGCACACCUACGUGCAUCUAAAACGCAUUACAAUGAGGGUAGAAAUGUUUCUAUCAGGGAUGACACUGAAAGGGACUUCCCUGGAUUUGCCACCUUUUACGCUUUUACUAAAGACCUUUUAACGGAGCCCAAAGAGAUUUUCAUUUCAAUUCCUGUUCCCGAGUGUGCCAGGAACGAGAAAGAAACGUGUUACUUUCUCCUUGGUUGUGUAUAAAUGAUUAAGUUUGAUCUGUAAAGUAUUUCCCCCACCCCCAUUCAGCAGGGAAAGACCUUGCGUCACUUGGUGGUUGGCCUGUGUUGACAUGGUUUUCUGCAGAUCUGAGACUGCUGCUUGAUUGCAUGGACCACUGGGAGUAGAUAUAGACGGUUUUAAAGUACUACGAGUGUUUUGGCGUGCAGCUUUUGGACACCGAGUGGUUAUCAAAGAUGUAUUUUUGUAACUUUGGAAAUUUCUGAGGUGCCAUUUGGAAUAACUGAACCACUUUUUGAUAUGUAUAUGUACACAGAAACGUUCCGCUUUCUUCUCCAACACAGAGCUGUUUGAUCACUUUGACUCCAAAUCUCACAUCCUACAAAUGUGUUUCAUAUGUCCGUGUCAGUUAGUUCUUAUUUUUUGUACAGAUUUCAUAAGAAAACAAGUAUUUUACAUUUUCAACACACCCUUUGACUUUUUUAAAUAUUUAACAAAAUAGUUAAAUCAAACAUUGACAGCUUAGACUUAAAAAUGGAACCUAAAAUUAUCUUGGAAAAUCCUGAUCAGUCCAUCUAUAACCCUAUCCUUUAUCAAUAAAAAAAAAAAAAUCAAAAUAUGAGCUCUGAAAAAUAUUUUAAUGGUUAUGCAUAUAUGGUAGAAAAUGGUAAAAGCUAAAUGCCUAUCAUGAAUAUAAUUUAAAAUCCAAUUUUUCAGAAUUUGACCUGCUGACCAUUGAACUAAAGCAUCCAACCUUUGGACAAUCAAUCGGUACAUCUUUUUUAGCUCGAUAAUUCACAGAAAAACGUACUGAGCCAUACCUUGUUUUAAAUUUAAUACAUCAUCAUGUGUGUUGUGCCAUUUCUAUUCAUAAUGAGAAUAUAAAAACUUGUGUUUUUUAAUCUACUUCAAAAAAUAUAUAUAUAUAUAUAUAUAUAUAUAAAAAAUCACAUGGUGAGAUCUGUUUUAAACUGCAGGUGCAUUUUAUGAGGAAAAACAGUCAAAUUGUUUAGAAAUUGACAUUUUCUUGCUGUAUUCGCAGUUAUUCAAUUGUAGAACUAUAUUUUUAAAAUAUUUUCAGCAUUUUACAGUUUCAGCUUGUGUGCAUUUAUCACAGUUCUAAAUGCAUCUUUACAAACUAGUUAAAGGUUUACAGUAAAGUUGUGCGUUUUGAUCCGAAGCAUGCAAUUUCUUUUACCUGGAGAUUAACAAGCACCAGCUGUCAGUUGCUGUUACAAUCAUCUACAUUUCUACACCUCGAAUAUGCUGAACCUCGUUGGUUUUGAU
This is a messenger RNA of Poecilia latipinna (sailfin molly), 3324 nucleotides long. Its product is annotated as paxillin-like. Lineage: Eukaryota; Metazoa; Chordata; Actinopteri; Cyprinodontiformes; Poeciliidae. The record is from RefSeq and is a predicted model, not a curated record. The transcript is spliced from 11 exons. Bases 211 to 1788 code for a protein of 525 amino acids. Gene Ontology annotation, biological process: substrate adhesion-dependent cell spreading; endothelial cell migration; transforming growth factor beta receptor signaling pathway.